AAGGGGAGGAGAGAGCAGCAGGAUCCCAUGUCUGAGGAGCAGGAGCUGGAGGAGUUGAGGAGCCAGGUGCUGCAGCUCCUUCUGGAGUUAGAGGAGGCCAGGGAAAUGUCCAACAAACACCAGGAGGCCUUCAACGAGCUACAGGGUCUGCUGGAGGAUGAGCGUCUGGCCAGUGCCCAUCAGGCAGAAACCUUCGUACGACAGGUCCACAACCUGCAAGCCCAGCUGCGUUCAGUACAGGAGGAGAUGGACUCUCUCGAGGAGGAGAAGGAGAGUGAGCUGACUGAGGCUCACGAGGAGCUACGCCUCGCCCAGGAGGAGGUUCUGCUUCUGCAGCAGGCGGCUGAGGAGGCAGCGGCCGAGAGGGAGAACGACAUUGCGUCCCUGCAGGAGGAGCUGUGUCGCCUCCGGGCCAAGCUGGGGAGGCUCAACGACGAGGCGCAGGAGUACGAGCUGGAGAUCACCACACUGAGAGCAGAGAUCAGCAUGAAGAGUCAAAGGAGGGAGGAAGAGAGGAAAGGAGGUGAUGUAGGUACACUGAGGCAGGAGUGUGUCACCUUGAGGGAGGAGUGUGAGACUCUGAAGGACGACAACAGACGCCUGACUGAGAAACUACAGCUCCUCCAACUACAGAGGACAGGCUCCAACAGUGCAUAUCUGUCCCUGAAGGAUGGUGAGAUAGCUGGUACAGGAGUGGGGGUGGGCACAGAGGUGGGGGGCAUGGCGGAGAGCUAUAUGACCAUGGUCGAGUGCCAGUCUACGAGCCCAGGCACCAACUGCCGCCUUGUGGACGCCUCCAUCCAGAAGAACAUCUCGUUCGACGGGAAGCCCAUGACCCCCACCGGCUGGAAUGGAGGAUUUGGGGAGAUCUUCUCACUGAGGGACCAGCUGAAACAGGCUGAGGAGAAGGCCUUGCUGGUACAGAGACAGUGUGAUGGGUUGAAGACGGAGCUGCGGGAACUGCAGGAACUGUAUGACUGCAGCCAGAGGGAGAGGGCUGAAUUGGAGGUGGAGCUACUGCACUGCAAGGCAGAGCUCGAGAGGUUGGCUGGAGGGUGGCAGAGCAACAUCCAUUCGUCUGAGUCCCCUGUUCUCUCCAUCCCCUUCAUAGGAAUGAUUGUAAUAUUGGGAGUGGUUUGGUGCUGGUUGUCCGAGCUGGCGUUCCAGAAAGCAAGGGGAGUGAUAUAGAAUGGAACCCUAUUCUGACAGUCACCGCAGCAACAGCUGUGCUUCUGAUCAUGGUUAGCUUGUUGAGAGCCUUGACCUGAUGUCGAGCAGAAUGACAACAACUGUAUACGGACAAAGACAGUGAUGUCUGCUUAUAGACCGCUACCUUCCAUUCUACCCUCCUAUCACAUCUAUCUGGGACCCUACCAGGGCACCAGCAACAGAUCAGACACCAUUCCUCUAAUUCACAGCUUGGAAGCAGCAAAAUAUAUUUAGAUGGCAACUAUUCAGAAAACCACAGGAUUGUGAAAGGAAUGUUCUGAAAUUGGUAGAUAAAGUGACGUGCUGCCACAGCUUUUCAGAUGACAACAGAUGGAUUCAUUUUCUCUCCUGUUCUGGGGAACACAUGUCAAGACGUAAGAGAGUGUCUUCGUGAAGCUAAGAAGAGAGUGUGAAUACAUAGUUUCAAUGGGAGAGUACCUGAGUACCUAAAUCUGUCUACUCCUGUGGUAUUCUAUUCCUUUCCUGUCUCUCUGUUGAUUUGCUUUGAUCUCAACUCCAGGUCUUGCCAAUGGGACUGGAUUAGUCCUCCUGAGUUUGAAUGUCUAGUAUUAUUCUUAUACAACACUCACUACAUGUAUUUAUUAUGCUAAUAUCAAUGUUGAGUUCUCUAUUGAUUUGUCUUUGUGAUUAGUCCUCUUUAACAAUAGCAACCUCUGCAUCUUGCACAAUUGCUGAAUAAAGCUCUUAACUCAUGAUAUUGUAAAUAAGUACUAACAAAAAUGUUCUUAAAAUAUAAUUAUAUCUACGUGUAAUGAAUUAUUUAAAGCACCUGUCAAACUCAUUCCACGGAGGACCGAGUGUCUGCAGGUUUUCGCCCUUGUACUAAUUCGUAAGCAACUCCCCUCACUUGGUUGUCUAGGUCGUAAUUGAAAGGAAAACCCACCCAAAAAACAAAGACAAUCGGCACUCUGUGGAAUGAGUUUGACACCUCUGAUUUAAAGGAAUAUGUCAAAUACAUCAAAGAAUUAUGUAUUUUGAAUAGCUUGUGUCUUGCGAAUAGCUAAAACCAUAGGGAUUUUUCUAAAUUAAAGUGAAAUUAGUCAUGAAGUGACAGAUACUUUCCCCUAAAGGCAAUAACUAAUUUAUAACACAUACACUAUCAAAUAUGUUCUCAUCAGUAUACACUAUUGUGAAAAAGUUUUUGCACCCUUUAUGAUUCUCCAACUUUUGCAUAUU
Molecule: messenger RNA, 2406 nt
Organism: Salvelinus namaycush (lake trout)
Lineage: Eukaryota; Metazoa; Chordata; Actinopteri; Salmoniformes; Salmonidae
Product: coiled-coil domain-containing protein 136-like
Exons: 9
Coding region: 28-1188 (386 amino acids)
Biological process (GO): single fertilization; acrosome assembly
Cellular component (GO): acrosomal membrane
Source: RefSeq, a predicted model, not a curated record